Molecule: messenger RNA, 6029 nt
Organism: Dreissena polymorpha
Lineage: Eukaryota; Metazoa; Mollusca; Bivalvia; Myida; Dreissenidae
Exons: 17
Coding region: 457-3783 (1108 amino acids)
Biological process (GO): carbohydrate metabolic process; ganglioside catabolic process; glycosaminoglycan metabolic process
Cellular component (GO): membrane
Molecular function (GO): beta-N-acetylhexosaminidase activity
Source: RefSeq, a predicted model, not a curated record
GCAAUAGGAGAGAUGCACCUACGAGAUAGGCCGAGUAGUUACGAUUUUGCUAGAGUUUAUUACUAUAUUGCUACCGAUUGGAGAUUACAUGUACAGAUAUUUAUCAAACAGUGGCAGGAUAACAGUUGGAUUAAAUGGUCGUUAUGCAGUUUUCGUGCAGUUUUAUCUUAGCAAUAUAAUGCACUAAAUAAAUGGAUUUGUGUGUAGCUUAGCAUUCGGACCUAUUUUAUGCAAUUAAGUUACACAUACUGACACAAUUAAGAACUUCAAAGUUUGAAGCAGAAGGACACGGUCAGUAAGUGAGUGACUUAUCUGACAGCUUGCACAAGCAGGAGCAAAGAGACUACCCAGACUUCUUCACUGUAAAUGGGAGAACUUCAAAUGGGAAGAAAAUAGAUCAUACUGGAUAUCCAAAGAACACUUGCCAUCAAACAGACUUAACUAAGCAGACUUAGGAUGGCAGUGAAGAGUGAUCAAGGGCAGCAACUCUUGGUGCUUGUGGUGUCUGCAUUCUUAUUGGCCAUCACUGGGCAACAGUUUGCAGCAGACCAGAACUUUGCAAAUCCUGGAAUCAACAAACAUCAAGCUGAUGCUCCGCCUCCAGACUUGCUGCCAGUGCAGUCCCAGAAUGCACCAGUACUUCUUGGUAAUAGUAACCAGGGAGGCCAGCAGGGCAUGCUGGCAGGAAAUCAGCCUGAAGGUUUGCAACCAUCACAGAGAAUAGGAAACAAAGUCUACACAGCCCAGGAGCUGCAAAUGCUGGAACAGGAGCUUGCUAAAUCAAAUUUAAAACAAAUUGAAAAUCACCAAAACCCUGUUUUUCAAAGUAAUAACCAGAACAUUGGAGUAAAUAACCAGAGUUUUGGAGUUAAUAAUCAAAAUAUUGGUAUAAAUAAUCAGACUAUUGAUGUAAAUAAUCAGCAUAUUGGAGUUAAUGCAGGCAAUGUGCUUCCUGAUAAGAUUGCAAAUGACAACAGUGUAAAUGAUGUACAUGUACGACCAUCAUAUUAUAGAAACCUUACUCAGAAUUUUGAUGCAAUAGACAGCAAUAAAGUUCCAGCAUAUGUUGUAAAUAGUAAGAGAAGGGAAGCUUUACAGCCAAGUAUACUUGAGAACAAGGUUGUGAUGCCUACUGGAAGAAGUGAAAAUGGUUCUAUGGUAAUUGAAAAUAUACAUGAAAAUAAUGAGCAUGUGCAAGUGAAUAAUGUAGUUAAUGAUAUCAAAGAGGAAAUUGCAAAUGUUGACAGUGAUAAACGUGGUAAUGCAAUGCCAGCGGCUGAUCCUGCAGCAGGUGUUUAUAAUGAUCAAUCAAAGCUUAACGACCAAAGAGUGUUUAAAGACCGUGUGGAGAUGGUCCCUUCAAAUAGAGCUCCAGAGCCAAGAGAGCCUGGCAAUUUAGGCAACAGUAUUGUACAAGGGGCUUUUGAUGUUGCACAACAGGCUAGUGUGUAUAAUGAUGCAGCAAGAGCAACAGCGAAUAACAUACCAGCCAAUGUACAUAUUAUAGGCAGAGAAAAGGAUCCAGUUAGGAAUGAAAUUCCAGAGGCAAACAGGAUUCCUAGUAAUCUGCUUCCAUCAGGAAAUGUGAACAGAUUUCAAGGAAAUGUGAACGGUAUCAAUGCUGGUCCUGUAUUUAACCAGCGCAAUGGGAUAAAACAGGAGGAUGAAGAAAAGCCAGGCAGCAUGAAGGUUAUAUGGGACUGGAGUGACUUUGCCACAAAUUUCGAACAGUACAUUCAACCGGAACAGAAAAUUCGCCGGGCCCCACAUGCAACCACUGGUGAACCGUGGCCCAUGCCGCAGUACUACGUAGCAAAGAAGGACAAAGUGUACGUCGUAGACAAGACGUUCAAGUUUGAGAUAACGAAAAACAAGUGUGACAUCAUAGAGAAGGCUUUAGAUCGCUAUAAGCCAUAUAUAGUGGAGGAUGCAGUGGAAGAUAUGUAUGAUAAUUUCCAGCAUGCGCAAAGCACCCAGUUUGAGGACCCGUCCCUCAAGUAUGAAAAUCCGCCCUAUGCAGAUGCACCAGUAAUAUCCAAGGUGCUUGUAAAGAUCCUGAAACCAUGUGUUAAGUAUCCUCAUGCAAAGAUGGAUGAAUCAUAUGACCUGUUUGUGAAGCAGACUGGAAUUCAGGUGUGGGCCAACGAAGUGUGGGGCGCUCUCCGUGGCCUGGAAACUCUCAGCCAGAUCAUAUUCAAGGGCUCCAACCAACUGCUGUAUGUGCGUGACACGAUCAUCAAUGACUACCCGAGGUUUACUCACCGGGGUCUGCUGAUUGAUUCCUCCAGGCAUUUCCUGUUUAAAGAGACAAUCUACGAUGUCCUAGAGGCGAUGUCACAGAACAAGAUGAAUGUUCUCCACUGGCACAUCGUUGACGACCAGUCUUUCCCCUUUUACAGUCAGUCCUACCCUGAUCUUAGUGCCAAGGGAGCCUUUCAUCCAACAUUUGUGUACAUGCCUGAAGAUGUGGCGGACAUUAUUGAGUUUGCUAGACUGCGUGGCAUAAGAGUGGAGCCAGAAUUUGAUACCCCAGGUCACACAUACUCCUGGGGCCUCAGUCGCCCGGACAUCUUGACACAGUGUUACCAAGGAAAUAACCCUGUAGACGGUUACCUGGGACCCCUUGACCCCAGCAAGAACGAGACCUUUCGCUUCCUCAAGAAUUUCUUCAAAGAUGUCCUCCAUGUUUUCAAGGAUGAAUACUUGCAUAUUGGUGGUGAUGAAGUCCCUAUGACGUGCUGGCAGUCAAAUCCAGAAGUGACAAAGUUCCAAGCCCUUCUGGAUGGCAAGUCAGAAUCUAAUAUGCAGACAAACUCGUUCUACUACGGUUAUGACAUUCGCAAAGUGCUGGAAUAUUAUGUUACAAGACUUGUGAAGGACAUCCAAUCCCUGGCCAGCAAGCGAUCCAGUGGGCUAAGACUGGUGUUCUGGCAGGAAAUCAUGAACAACAAUGUCAAGUUGCCGAACGACUCGAUAAUCCAGGUAUGGUUGGGAGGUAUGGAGGAGGUAGAGCGGGCAAUAUCCCUGGGCAUGAACGUCAUCUACUCCACGUGCUGGUACAUCAACUACAUCGAGUACGGCACCAAGUGGAUCAAGUACUAUCAGUGCGACCCUGCUGACUCCUCAUAUGGUUUCCGCAUUGAUGAGUCCAAGGUGUUGGGUGGGGAAGCUUGUCUCUGGGGAGAAUAUUUGGACAAUGAAAACUACAUGACCACUCUCUGGCCAGCAGCUUCUGCAGCCGCUGAGCGACUAUGGAGCAGUAAGGAUGUGCGAGACAUAGAGAAGGCGGCGACCAGGCUACAAGAACACAGAUGUCGUAUGCUCGGACGAGGUCUUCCAGUGAGUCAGAUCAGUGGGCCGGACUAUUGUCUGCGUCGGGGUCGCAAGAGGCAUCAGGAAAAUGAUACCAUGGCAACUAAUUGUACGGCCUCACAAUGCACAGGCUUUGGCGCAGAGAAGAGUAGAGUUGAGGUUGAAAAUAUCAAGGUUGAUAUUUAUCAGAAAGGAGGCCAUAUGCCCAACUGCUCACAGGCGGUAUUUCAUAUGGGUAACCAGUGGACAGUGGGACUCCUAGUGCUGGCGUUGGUUGCCGUGGCGAUAGUGAUGUCAGUGACGAGGAAGAAGAUCUCACAGGUGCGCGUCUGCAAGAAUAAGACCAUACUGUUGGUGUUUAUCAUGCUCAUUUUCCUGUACUUCAUGUGUUCCACGUCCAUUUGGAUGCAGGCAAUCGAGUUUAAAGGCUCAAUAGAGAAACAUAAGAGCUCUAAUCUACAAUCCACGUGAUUUGGGGUGUUUAAUGAACCCGUUUGAUACACAGUAUUUUGUUCAGCAACACUGAUAUGUCAUGUAUUAAAUAUAUGGUAACUUACAUGUAGCUGUAAGGUAGUUGUUAUACACCAAAAUUUUCUAAAUCAUCAUAUUCUAAAAUUGUUACAAACUUGGACAUAGAAUGCUCCUCUUUGUCUCCUAAAUUUACAUAAAUUUUGUAGAACAUGUCUUGUACACGUCUAUAUAAUAUUAUUAUGAUAGAAAAAAAAUCUUUAAUAUAACAGUAGCUUUAUUUAAAACUUUCUUUAUGCUUGCCUUAACUUUUUAGUAAACUAUGUUUUUGUCACUUUUGUCAAUAUUUUGUUAACACAUUUUUGAAUUUUUUUUGGAAACCUGCUCAACUGGGUCCUCUUAUAGCCAGAAAUGAUUUGAAAACAAAUGUACCAAUACAAUUUAAUUUUAUUAUGUAUUUUGAAUUAUGUAACAUUUCUGAAUGUCGAAAUAAAAAAUAAUAAUCCCCUUUAUUAUUCUUGGUCUUCUUAUUUUACUACAGUUUCCUCUUUCAUGGUUUGGAAGAUAUCCAUUUAGAGGGUUUCCACAGAAUUUUAUUUUUGGAGACUACUUUUUGUAAAGAAUCCAAAGAAAAACAUUGAUUUUGCUACCAUUGUUAUGUAUUUAUGUUUGUUUUUAGAUAAUUUAUUUGUUGUCCCGUAAUAUGAAAUGAGCUUACAAUUGUUAUUUGCAUAUAUAUAUGUAUACACUUGGUUAGUCAUUGAAGCACAAGAGGCAUUGUGCCAAGUUGUUUUAUAUCAGGUUGAAUCAUCAUUACCAAGGUGAAGCCCCUCACAGUUAUCUACCCUGUUAUUGGUCAUAUCCAUCACAAGCGUGCAUUAUUGGCAACUCUUCUUUAAGUACUAAAUAUUAUUAGCAACUGUCAUCAUGAGUAUUUUAUACAUUAAUGGCAUCUUACAUCUAAAUAUGCUACAAAUUAUUCGCAACUUUUAUAAAAGUUGUUGCUGAUUCUUGUCAUUUUCCAUCCAAAGUUAUUGCACAUGAUAGGCAACUUCCAUCAUAUGUUUGCUAAACAUUAUUGGCAACUUCGAUCAGUAGUAUGCUAUACAGUAAUGGCAACUUCUAUCAUCGUUAUGCUGUACAUUCUUUGCAACUACUAUCAAAAGUUGGUGCAUAGUAUUGGUAAUUUCCACAUUACAGCACAUUAUUGGACAUUACUAUAAUACGUUGCUGCCUUUUAUUGGAAGCUUCUAUCAUGAAAAGCUACACAUAAUUUCAAAUUUACAUCACUAUUUUAUGCAAGUUACUGUCAAAUUAUGUCCAUCAUACAUUGCUUAACACUAUUGGAAACUGCCAGCACAUUGUUUAUUGGCAAUUCCAAUAAAAAAAUUACUUAGAUAAAUUAAAUGCUAUAAAAUAUACCCACUUAAACUACCACAAAAUGCAAAUUUAUAAGUAUUUGUAACAAGGAAAACAUUAAAUAUAUUUUUUUCUAGAAAAAAAUCAGUGGCAUGUAGCCCCAAUAGGGGAGAUCACUGUGAGGAGUUUCAUAUCCACUUGUAAUUGCAUAACACAAUUGCUCAAUUGUCACUAAGAGUAAGGAAUUUCAUUUCCCCAUGACUAUUUUAAUAUAUUAAUAUUCAUGCGCAAUACAUUAAAUGUUCAUAUAAUAUGUUUAUAUGUAAUUAAUGCUUUUUUCAAAUAUUUGAUUAGAAUAGAACUUACGAAUAAUAACUCGAUCGCCAAAAAAAUCACAAAAUGAGUGUAUAUGUUUGUUGAGAACUUGCAAAGAGUAACAAACAAAAAUAGACCACACCAUAAUUGUAUGUGUUGAUUUUAUUGAUUAACGAUGUUAUUAUGAUUAUGUCUCUCUUCAGCCUGUAACAUUUGUUUGAUUGCACCAAUUUAAAUACAAAUAAUUUGCACAUUCUUGCCUUGAUUUCAUUUCAGUUUAUUCUCGUCAUUGCUCUGACAUGACAAAUUUUGCAAUUCACAGCUUUUGUGUUUGGGUAAGAACGUUUUAUUGCAUGGAAUCAUGUUUUGUAUGAUCACUGUUCAUGAACUGAAAUCAAAAACACUGCUUUACUGUUAGGAAGUGAUACAGACAGUGAUGACAUAUUUUCAAAUUGAGAAAUCCAGAUUUUACUGUAAUAUUUGUAUUGUGUAGAAUCAUUGUAUUUUAUUUUAUGCUUUCCGGUGGUUUAUAGAAAAAUAUCAGUGAAAUAAAACUUGUAUUUCAUUGUUUUAAA